Molecule: messenger RNA, 1068 nt
Organism: Cercocebus atys (sooty mangabey)
Lineage: Eukaryota; Metazoa; Chordata; Mammalia; Primates; Cercopithecidae
Gene: PTRHD1
Product: peptidyl-tRNA hydrolase domain containing 1
Exons: 2
Molecular function (GO): peptidyl-tRNA hydrolase activity
Source: RefSeq, a predicted model, not a curated record
CUGAUCCCAGGAUGCACCGGGGAGUAGGUCCGGCCUUUCGGGUGGUGAGGAAGAUGGCGGCCUCUGGGGCGGAGCCGCAGGUCCUGGUACAAUACUUGGUGUUACGAAAGGAUCUAUAACAAGCUCCGUUCUCCUGGCCGGCGGGCGCACUGGUGGCGCAGGCUUGUCACGCGGCCACCGCGGCCUUGCACACUCACCGCGACCACCCGCACACCGCCGCUUACCUCCAAGAGCUGGGGCGCAUGCGCAAAGUGGUCCUUGAGGCCCCAGAUGAGACCACCCUAAAGGAGCUGGCCGAGACCCUGCAACAGAAGAACAUUGACCACAUGCUGUGGCUUGAGCAACCAGAGAAUAUCGCCACUUGCAUUGCUCUCCGGCCCUACCCCAAGGAAGAAGUGGGCCAGUAUUUGAAGAAGUUCCGAUUGUUCAAAUGACUGCUGCUUUGAUGUGUUUGAAUACCAGCUGGAUCCAGAAUCAGCAGGCCACCCAUUCCAGAGCAUCAUGUGCUUGCAGUGUCAGCUUGCUCCCGUCUUUCAGUUGUGACACUUUCUUGAGGGUUCAACGCAUGUUCCUAUUAAAGUUGUCAUUAAUAACUACUUCCUCUUAUUAAUAAGUGCAACUGUGGAAGGUGCGCGGGCAGUGUUGUCUGGCGAUCAUUGCUCAAAUAGAAGAUUGGGUUAGACUCUCCUAUGGGGGUCAAGGAAACUCCCUUCCAGUCACCCAGGUUUGAAACUUUGCUUUUGAAUUCCUUCUUAUUCACACCCAGUUAUCAUAUUUCAUUGAAUCUAAGACAACAUCAACUUUAAGAUACGGUAAUAUUUUAUGUAUUGUUAAAAAAAAUGCUGGCAAAUAAAUUAAAACAUUUGUAUUUCAAUAACAAAGAUGUUAAAAUUUGGCCAGUGUGGUGGCUCAUGUCUGCUAAUCCCAGGGUUUUGGGAGCCAAGGCGGGAGGAGCGCUUGAGCCCAUGAGUUCAAGGUUACAGUCAGUUCUAAUCAUGCCACUGCACUCCAGCCUGGGCAACAGAGUGAGGCACUGUCUCUGUAAUGAUAAUAAAACGUUAAAAUUCG